AUGGCAGUGGAAGACCUCGGCGACAAAGUGCGCAUUGUGCACCCCAAAAACCCAGACACCAAUGUCACCAUCCUUAAGUUUGGUGCCACGGUGAUCUCGUGGAAGGAGAAAGGACAGGAGCAGCUCUGGCUUUCUGAAGGAGCCAAGUUGGAUGGGCUGAAGGCUGUAAGAGGAGGAAUUCCGCUUGUUUUUCCUGUUUUUGGAAAGGGCACCAACGAAUCCGUUGUGAAGUUGCCUCAGCACGGUUUUGCUAGAAACUCGACUUGGGAGUUUUUGGGCCAGACUACCGAGGAACCCGUGGCUGUUCAAUUCGGUCUUGGAAAAGAAAACGUUGAUAAGGACACGUUUAGUCUCUGGGACGAGGGCAAAAACGACUUUACGUUGAUUUUGACCGUCACGUUGGCGGAAGAUUCCUUGACCACCGGCAUUGAGGUGGAAAACACCGGCAACACCACCUUUGACUUCAAUUGGUUGUUCCACACCUACUACAAGGUGGACGACGUCACAGACACGUUGGCCACUAAUUUGAUGGACCUGCGCUGCUUUGACCAGCUUUUGGGUGAGCAUUAUGUCGAAAAGCUGCCCAUGCUCAGUUUCCAGGAGGAGUUCGACAGAAUCUACAAGGACGUCGACAUGCACAAGGUGAUCCAGUUGGUGGACCGUGGCAACGUGUUGUUGACGUUGGAGAGACACAACUUGCCCGAUGCGGUUGUAUGGAACCCAUGGAUCAAGAAAUCCGAGGGCAUGGCGGACUUUUUGCCCAAGGACGGGUACUUGAAAAUGUUGUGUGUAGAGCCGGGCCACGUUGGUCUGACGGUGAAGUUGGCCAAGGGCGAGAAGUGGUCUGCUGCUCAGAAGAUGAUUCCUCUGGGCGAGAUCAAGGUCCAGACCAACAUCUACGAGGCCUAG
Molecule: messenger RNA, 909 nt
Organism: Candidozyma duobushaemuli
Lineage: Eukaryota; Fungi; Ascomycota; Pichiomycetes; Serinales; Metschnikowiaceae
Product: glucose-6-phosphate 1-epimerase
Exons: 1
Coding region: 1-909 (302 amino acids)
Biological process (GO): carbohydrate metabolic process
Molecular function (GO): carbohydrate binding; isomerase activity
Source: RefSeq, a predicted model, not a curated record